This is a messenger RNA of Limulus polyphemus (Atlantic horseshoe crab), 2234 nucleotides long. Its product is annotated as alpha-lactalbumin A-like. The coding region runs from base 280 to 996 and encodes 238 amino acids. The transcript has 6 exons. Lineage: Eukaryota; Metazoa; Arthropoda; Merostomata; Xiphosura; Limulidae. The record is from RefSeq and is a predicted model, not a curated record.
UAGCAACAUUUAAGUUAAUAUCAGACAACUCAGGAUGUUAAUGCCGUAUGAUUGGUUAACUCAGAAUAACUUUUGCUAUUCUAACUGAAACCUAAAUAAUUUAAACGGAAGAUGCUUCCCCAAUGGUUUUCGGCGAAAUUCAAUGCCUAUAGGUUAAGGUCAAUCGCCUCCUCGCGGCGUAUUAUAAAAGGAGAAACGAAGUCAGUUGAACAGCAGACCGUUACCGUUCUCGUGUAAUGUGUUUAUUUCUUCGACCAGACUUGACAAGAAGGAGUAAAAAUGAAAUCCGUGGUUCUGACAACAGUAUUCAUAAUUCUUCUGUUUGUCGCCAGAGGGCAUGGUAAAGUUUAUGAUCGCUGUGAACUGGCUCGUGAGCUUAAUGAAGUCUAUAAGUUUCCACAAGAGGAUAUUCCAAAAUGGCUAUGUUUGCUAUACUGGGAGAGUAAGUACGAGACGACUAGUUAUAGAACACUUAGUGAUGGAAGUGCAAACCAUGGAUUGUUUCAGAUCAAUGACCGAUAUUGGUGUCAGUCAGCCAACAGAAGUCCUAGCAGUAACGUCUGCCAAUUGUCAUGUGAUCGAUUAAGAGAUGAUGACAUAUACGAUGACGUUAACUGUGUUUUAGAAAUGUUCCAUCGUCAUAGGUUUCAUUUUUGGCCUUCGUCCUUCGGAAAAUGCACUGGAAACCUUACAGACUGGGUAACCCCAUGCCAUGCUUUCCACCAGAGAAGUGGCUAUGCUCCUCAACAGACGUACCACCCCCCUAAAGGUGGUCAUUACCACCAUGAACAUCGCUAUGGUGAGAGACAUCAUGGGAGCGGGAUCAAGAUAACCCCAAAUGGAAUACACAUUAAUCUAAGUCCACCACCUUUAAGCGCUCUUUUCAGCGGAGGUGGAGGUGGACUUGGUAGUUUAUUGAGUAGCCUUACAGGGAAACUACGUAUCAAACCAUUUUUCAAGAUAUAUAAAACCAUAUCUCUUGGUGCCGAUCAUUAAUGACGUCUUAAGGUUAACUGCUGACAUCUAGUGGGCUUUUUGUAAGUUAAAACACUUGAUGGAAGUAGAACUGCCAUCUAGUGGUAUUUAAAUAACAGCAAACAUCACGAACAGUUACAUCAGUUACAAAUGAAUUCGUACGUAUAAGCAACCAGCUUUUCUGAAACGCUGCCGAGCAUGUGGUUUCCAGCACAAGGUGUUGAUCACUGGCCUGCAUUUUAUAAUGACCAAAACCUGGAUAUCAAUUAUUCCUAUAUUAAUUACUAAAUAACACGCACAUUAAACAUAUGUCGAAUUCGCUUUUUUUUUGUUUUUUAGAUCCUGGCCCACCCGAAGAUGAUGAGUCAAGAUCUAAAUAUUAACAAAAUAAAAAUCGUGAUAUAGACCCUUUAAGUCUUCCCUGGAGUUUUUAAAAUAAAUUUGUGCAAAACGAAAGUUAACUGUCAAUAUCAAGAUGGUUGCGUUAAAUAUUUUAAAUCCUGCUGAAUUCAUUAGACUUUUCAUUUUGUUUAAUAUAUUAUGUAGACAUUUUUAUUUCAAAUCUCCUAGCCAUUUUCUAAAUUACUCUAAAAUAUAAAGAGUUCCAGUUUUUUUGUUAUUUGAUUUAGAUUCUUUGGAUUAUUGGUAGGACAUCAUGUAUAUGUUUCCAGGGUCAGGAACCUUGAAUAAAAUAUUUUUCACUUUAACUUGUUCGAUUAUUUUAAUUAAAUAAUUUCGCCAAGUAAAAAUGUCCCCAGUGCUUUUUAUCCUAUUCAGUUUUGGUAUUAUAUUCGUUUUCUUUUGAGUAGAAAGUAAUUACCACAAAAUAAGAAAAGACCUCCUAUAACACCUACUAUUAGCAGAGUGUUGAACACAGCGGCCUAGUUAAGGCAACUUUUUUAGUUAUUUCACUGUAGACUCUUUAGAAGACAAAUUUUUACCUCAUAAUCCAUCUGUCUAAAGGGUUUGGGCUAGUUUGUUAUUAAACGCAAAGGUACACAAAGGGUUAUCUGUGCUGUGCCUAUCACGGGUAUAGAAACCUGCUUUUAUAGAGUCUUUUGAUUUACCGUUGAGCCACUGGUGGCGAUUUGUGCUAGUUAAACCUAAUUAAUUUUUAUCGCAUUACUUAAUAUUAUUAUAAAUGAGAUAACCUGUCUUAUAUUAUUAAACGUUUCGGAAAUAAAUAUUCUUUCAUUUUAAGAAUGGAAUGAAGUGUUGAAACUAGUUACAAACUCUUAGUUUUUACAUUCUUAUUCUGG